GGAAGCCCCGCCCCCGGCGGCGGCAGGCGGCGCUGCGGUUGGUCGGCGGCGCUGCCGCUCAGAGCGGGGUCGGAGGUCAGAGUGCGCGGAGUUUCAGAUGCCUCUGGAUGUUCAAUGAUAGCACUCCUCCAUACUGGAGCAGCAAAGUUUCCCCAAAACUUACUUCCAAGGGCAAGACAAGCUGUGUGCUCCCUCCUCCCGCCUGGUGUUCUCAAAGGGUACGGCUCCAUCGUAAGCAGGAAACUGGCGUCCCACGGCUUUGGAGCUUCCAUGGCAGCAAUGUCGUCCUUCCCUCCACAGAGAUAUCACUACUUCUUAGUGCUGGAUUUUGAGGCCACGUGUGACAAACCACAGAUUCAUCCUCAGGAGAUCAUCGAAUUCCCUAUCCUGAAGCUGAACGGCAGGACGAUGGAGAUCGAAUCCACCUUUCACAUGUAUGUUCAGCCUGUGGUGCAUCCCCAGCUUACGCCCUUCUGCACAGAGCUGACUGGGAUUAUUCAAGGCAUGGUGGAUGGGCAGCCCAGCCUCCAGCAAGUGCUUGAGAGGGUUGACGAGUGGAUGGCGAAGGAAGGCCUCUUAGAUCCCAGCGUCAAGUCGAUUUUUGUGACCUGUGGAGACUGGGAUUUGAAAGUGAUGUUACCAGGACAAUGCCAGUACUUAGGGCUGCCGGUUGCUGAUUACUUCAAACAGUGGAUUAAUCUGAAAAAGCUAGGCAUAAACUCCUUCUCCUAUUUUGUGGCCCGCUGGGGAGGGAAGCUCUGAUCACCCCGAAGCCUGAGCCUCGCCAAGAGCCAUCCCACAGCAUCCCCAGAGGGUUUUGGUGGCGCAGAGAUGAAAUCUCAGCGCUCCGUUUGGCCAGGAUUUGGUCCAAGACUCAGUACAGCUCGGGGCAUGCCACGUCCCAUGUCCGGGCAGCAGGUGCCUUUCUGAAGGCGUUUUCACGUGGGCUCUGCCUGCUGCAACUUUCUGCCUUUUCUCCCUGCCCCUGCUCUUCCCCCGUUCGUCCCACCCCACACUGGGUGCCUGGGGCUGCUCGCUGCAGCAGUUGUGGGGGUCUCUCUGCCUGGGAUGAGCAGCGACCUCUCGCAGAGCCGUGGGACCUGCCGGCAGGCUGCAGCGCGUCCUGCACCCCCUGGAGCCCAGCAGCACGGCGAUGCACGCUGCCAAACGGGAGGUCUCUGUUUCCACGCUACGUCUUCAAUGCUGCAAAAUAAACUAUAAUGUCCUGAAGGAGCGUCACGGCAAGAAUUUUUCUCCUUCAUGCUGAGAGGUGGGAGAAUGAAGCCCCUUUUUCCCCAAAGGAGGAGGUGGGAUGCCUUCAGGAGGAGCUGGAGGUAGCGGUGUCAUCUGGAGACGUGCAGAGGACCUGCGGCCAGGCUGAGGCUCCCUCCGGGCCGUUGGAAGACUUUUCACGUGACGUUGGAAGGAACAGGCAUGGGACAUCCAUUUUGUUUUAUUCUUUUUAAACAAACUGUGGAUAUUUAGCGUGUGGAUUUGUGCCAACUUGAGGAAAGCCUGCUCUCUCUGCUUUCCCGGCGUUGUAACCUCUGUCAGCCUGGCUCUGAUUGAUGCUAUUAAUAUUUUAGAGAUCAUUUAGGAUCUCCGACUUGGCUGGGCUCCUCGCUCGGGGAAGAGCUGUCCCACCUGGAUGCCUGCAGCUGCCGGAGGAGCUCGCUUGCUGCCUGCUGCUGUGGUUUGUAGGAGGCUGGCCUGCAGGUGAGCCGGGCUGCCGGCACCGAUGGGAGCACAAAGCCUUCAGACAGCAACUCGCCAGCCUCCAGCAGGUCCAGCCCGGCCCCUUCUGCUGGUGAGGGUCUUUGAGCCAGCCUGGGACGUUCCCUUCUGCCCUGGCCUUGUGGCAAAGGGAACGGCUUCCCACUGGACUCGUCCCCGCUGGCUGCGUUUGGCCAAGGUCCGUGCUGCAGAGGGCUCUCCCCAUGCCUCUGCUCACCCCUUCCAGCUCCUGGAGCCUGCCCCAGCGGAGCUGCCCAGCCCACAGGAGCUCUGCAUCUCUCGGUGUUCUGGCCUCCCUUUGCCAUCACGCCAGGUGUGAUUCUGGAAGAGAAUCUGCUGCAGCCCUGCCGGUGGGGUCACUCUUCAAGCUCAAGCUGUAGAUCCUGCACGUGCCCUCGUGGCCCCCGGAUCCAUCCCCAGUGCCAACCAGGAAGGCGACUGGUGUCCUGCUGGGGUGCUCUGCCCCGCACCAUCUCCAGCUGCCUCCCGGGGGCUGCGUGCACCCAUCCUGCGCCUCUGCUGUAAGCGGCGGAGCUCAGUGUCCAUCACUGCCAUGCGGGAGGGCUCUCGGGUAAUGCUCUGCUUGCUCAGCAUUCCCCGUGGGGCCCCCGAAAUCCAGCACGGGGCCACCACGCCACGGGCACGGGGGCUCCGACAGAUCCAGGAGACGGUGAAGCUGUUUGAUUGAAUCCCAGACUGUGUUUGCUCUGCCUAAUUAUCAAAAGUAUGAGUUUGUUCUGCUAGGUGCACAUUAUGCCUUUAUUGUGGUGUAAUUAUGCCAGCUGCCUAUGUUUAGUGUCAUAAAAAGGAAUAAAAUGCCCAUUACCCGCCUAAAGAA
Molecule: messenger RNA, 2572 nt
Organism: Cygnus atratus (black swan)
Lineage: Eukaryota; Metazoa; Chordata; Aves; Anseriformes; Anatidae
Gene: ERI3
Product: ERI1 exoribonuclease family member 3
Exons: 7
Coding region: 115-762 (215 amino acids)
Biological process (GO): exonucleolytic trimming to generate mature 3'-end of 5.8S rRNA from tricistronic rRNA transcript (SSU-rRNA, 5.8S rRNA, LSU-rRNA)
Molecular function (GO): 3'-5'-RNA exonuclease activity; nucleic acid binding
Source: RefSeq, a predicted model, not a curated record